CACCAUUUUUUUUACUAAAAUUUAGUUAAAACCACUCCAAAUUACUGUGAUUAGAGUAUUAGUAAUCGAGCAAUUCCGCCAAAAUGGCGAAGCAAAGAGAAAAAGAGCCUGUAAACAUCGUCCACCAAAACGCAAUUUUGUGCGAGACGAUUAGAAAGGAAGUUCGCAACCAAAAGUUGUACACAAAUUACAGUGUAAAUCCGUUCAAGAAAAUGUACACAUUGUCUGGAAAACCAAACUCUUGUCAUGAUUCAGCUGACGGUGAAGAGGAUGAAAACUUUCUGAAAAUUAUCCAUAGAGCGUCGGAAGAACCGGUCAAAAAAUAUUUAUAUCCACAAACAGAAGCACAAGAAUAUGGAUGGAUCCACAAACCUCUGAUAGCGCAAGACAGGGAUGACAGAAGACUGAAUUUUCCUCGACAAAACUCUGAAAUAACGAAAUAUAUGGAUGCCGCAUGGAGGUUAAAAGAGCAAACCGAAAAUUUACAAUGAACUUCCAUUUCUAGGAUUGAUUAUACAAAUAUGCAAUAAGGCCUUUUACUUAUGAAAAACGAUUUAUAUCAUGUACCAGCUAAGUCAAAUUACGUCUUCGGCUCCCGAUUCUUUUCACAACAGCAUGUUAUAUUUGUAAAUGCUUACUUUGUUUGUCACGUCAUAAUAUGCACUAUGUUAUUAGUUUUUUUUCGGCACGCAACUACUUCAUAGAGAAUUAUUUGUAAUGUAAGAAGCAAGAUAUUGAUAUACUGCUAUGUAAAGUAGUACAAGCCACUGAAAUGUAGUUAAUGUUUGUUUUUGUAGUUUCCAUUUCAUGUUUCGCAUUUCUGUAGGACGAAACGUUUUGGCAACAACAGGAUAUUUAUCACAUACUUUAUUUCAAUUUUGAGAGACAUUUUUGAAUUUAAAUUACCUAUAUACGAUCUCCCGCGAUCACAGCUUUCAAAUAGCCAUAAAAAGAAUAUUUUAUUCCCGCAUUCAGUGAUAUUGCACCGAAGAAAAAGUGUUAACCAACCCUGAGACUGCACUAUAGUAAACGACUUUCGUAAAAUUUUGCCAAUCAUUCACGUAAUAAACUAUGAGCAAAAUAAAA
Molecule: messenger RNA, 1086 nt
Organism: Styela clava
Lineage: Eukaryota; Metazoa; Chordata; Ascidiacea; Stolidobranchia; Styelidae
Product: cilia- and flagella-associated protein 144-like
Cellular component (GO): ciliary base
Source: RefSeq, a predicted model, not a curated record